AUGGCGACGGCGGGGCUGGUAGUACCAGCUCUGGUGGACGACUCCGUCGAGGAGAUCCUCCUCCGCUUCCCUCCGGACGACCCCGCGGCCCUCGUCCGCGCCGCCCUCGUCUGCAAGCUCUGGCGCCGCCUCGUCUCCAACGCCAACUUCCGGCGCAGGUUCCGCGAGUUCCACCGCGCGGCGCCCAUGCUCGGUUUGCUCUGCUCCCAGAGAGCGUCUUUCCACUUUGAAUCCACCACCUCCUUCCGCCCGCCCUACGGGGGCGACGGCACCGGCACCGGCACCGGCGUCCGGACCCAGCGGGCGCUCGACGCCCGCCACGGCCGCGUCCUCCUCGGAUCAACGCGGCGCGACUGCGAGGACCUCGCCGUUUGGGAUCCCCUCAGGGGUGACCUCCAAACGCUGCCGCCGCUCCGCCAUUGCUGCUGUGACGGCUGGACGGCGGCGUUGGUUUGCGCGGUCGCCGGGUGUGACCACCUCGACUGUGCCCCACGCGGGCCCUUCCGUGUCGUCUUCGUCGGCACGGACUGGAUGUCGCAGUUCGUCACCUCCGUGUGGCUCUACUCAUCUGAGGUUGGUUCAUGGCGUGAGGACCGUAAGGUCGCCAUUGUUAGGGCACCCAACGCCUACCUCCCUGUCAACAUCGGCCCAAGCGCGCUGGUGGGGAAUUCUCUCUAUUUUCGAUAUGGUAUUGCAGUUAUUCUAGUGCAUAUUGCUGGUCGACUCUUCACUAUUGAUGUUAAGGCAAGAUGUGUUAAGGAGAUUGGAAAGGGUCUGUACCUCGAUGGCUAUCAUGUUGUCCCCUUUCUGAGCUUCUGCACUCCAGCUCUAGAAGCAGCCUUUUCAGACGUGGGACCAGGCGAGGACAAUCCCAAUCUCCGUGCAUCCUUGGCUCCACUGGCACAGACACUGCAUCCUUGGUCCCACCGGCAGAGGCGUCCUCAGUCCUCACUCCUCACCUCACAGGCUCACACUCGCACUUCGCUGUCCCCCAACCAAAACCCUCGCCGCCGCCGCCGCCAAUCAUCAGGAUGGCACCCGCGACGGCGCUGCAGGACGAGCUCGCGGAAGAGAUCCUCCUCCGCCUCCCGCCAGACGACCCCGCGCUCCUCGUCCGCACCGCCCUCGUCUGCAAGCAUUCCUGCCGCCUCAUCGCAGACCCCGGCUUCCGCCGCCGGUUCCGCGAGUUCCACGGCGCGCCGCCAUGCCGCAGUGUUUUGUGCUGAUGCAGGCUGCAGCCACCUUGACUGCCGCCACAACCCUUUCACCGUGAUCUAUGUGAGCAUCAUAGGAGAAUGGAAGAUGGAAGUCUACAUCUACUCGUCGGAGGCUGUUCAGUGGCAUCUGCCUUCUGUGCCUUACGCCGCUGCUCAACAAGGCGACUAUCUGGACUUGGGGCCUAGUGUCCUUGUGGGGAACUUACUCUACUUCGUGCUUCGGAGGAACACCAGAAUCCUGGAAUACAAUGUGGCCACAAGGGAAAUGGGUGUUGUUCAUCUACCACCUGGUUGUUUCUCAGAGCGGCGAAAUAUGCUCAUGACUGCGGAGGAUGGUUGCCUGGGAUUUGCCACUGUGCAUAAGUCAAAACUCUGUCUAUGGUCAAAGGAGAAUGGUUCUGAUAAGGAUGCAGGGUGGGCACAGAGGAGAGUCAUCGACCUCAAGAUGCUACUCCCCAUUCGUUCCCUCUUAACCCCUCCUCAUGUGGUUGGCUUUGCAAAUGGCAUUGGUGUCAUUUUUGUGCACACUUGUGAUGGGCUCUUCACUAUUGAUUUAAACUCCAGUCGGGUCAAGAAGGCACGGAAAGCUAGUGAUGGCUCCAGGGUUUUUCCAUACAUGAGCUACUGCACCCCAGCAUUGAGAGCAGCAACAACCUCUACAGAUGAGGGACCAACUAUGGGCGCUUCAAGUGCAUCAGAUGCUUAAAAGCCAUGAUCUGUGGAGUUGAGUGGAGAUUUUGGUUCUGGUAACGGUAACGAGGUUAGGCUCUAUGAUGGGACAGUUAUUUACCAUCAGUGAAGUUAGUUUGACUCUUAAUUUGUUGCCCGUUAAGGGUUCUGUAUUUCUUUAAGGGAUCAUAUCUUCUAAAUUGGUAAGCCUGUCAAUUGGCCUUGUCUGUAAGGUGGCUAUCCCAGCCUUGCAUCAACCAGCUCUAUGUGCAUU
Messenger RNA from Sorghum bicolor (sorghum), 2160 nucleotides. RefSeq lists its product as uncharacterized. The transcript has 5 exons. Gene Ontology annotation, molecular function: protein binding. The record is from RefSeq and is a predicted model, not a curated record. NCBI's taxonomy places the organism in Eukaryota, Viridiplantae, Streptophyta, Magnoliopsida, Poales, Poaceae. Bases 1 to 1923 code for a protein of 640 amino acids.